Messenger RNA from Xenopus laevis (African clawed frog), 1489 nucleotides. Its product is annotated as traf2 and NCK-interacting protein kinase-like. Bases 606 to 1217 code for a protein of 203 amino acids. The record is from RefSeq and is a predicted model, not a curated record. The transcript is spliced from 11 exons. Lineage: Eukaryota; Metazoa; Chordata; Amphibia; Anura; Pipidae.
AGUUUUAGUAAAUAACCCCCUAAAAGUCUCACACACAUUAGUUCUAUUAGGACAAACCAUAACCCAUAUACAUAAGAAUAAUAAUCUUUGUAAUAGUUAUGUCCACCAUUAACAACACUGUUUGGGCACAAGGCCUCUUUGCUAUACUAAAUAUAAAUCAAAAAACUGCUUAACAAGGAACACAGUGAGGAAUCUUAUGGGGAUGCCUCUCAACCUGAACAAACUAAAUGAGCAACAAACUAAAAAGAAAAGCUUGCAAUAUUUAUUCUUUUUGUCUAUUUACUGAGUUGAUCUAAAAUAAUGUUUUCCUUUACCAGGUCUGCAAUGAACAUGGAUUUGACAAACUAUGCCCGGACCCAACUGGCUGGAUAGACCUCGAACAAUGUGUUGGAUCAGGAGGAUUUGGAGUAAUCCAUAAGGCAUGGCAUUUUAAGGAAAAGAAAGAAGUGGCCAUAAAAGUGAUAAAAGACCUUAGGGAUAAUGAAGAGAUCCUUGCUGAACUGUACGUACUUGAACGCGUUUCUGGCCACGACAACUUCCCUGCCUUUUAUGGAGCCUUUUAUCUACGGCCCAGCAUUUCAAAUGAAGAGGCGCUAUGGAUUGCUAUGACAAUGUGUGCUGGUGGCUCCGUAGACGCCUUAAUUAGGAGCACGCCCAAUAGAUCCUUGGAUGAGACCUGGAUUUCAUACAUAUGCAAGAAAGUUUUACAGGGCCUGGAUUACUUACAGGAACUGAACGUGAUACAUCAUGAUCUCAAGGGCGCCAAUAUAAUGUUAACUUCUACGGCCCGUGUGAAGAUAAUUGAUUUUGGCCUUGCCACAAUAGGGCCCAUCAGUACAAGUAAUGCAGGAACCCGCUGUUGGAUGGCACCUGAAGUCCAUGCAUGUUUUACAGGAAGUGUACAUUAUAACUACAAGGUGGAUGUGUGGUCUUUAGGAAUCACAGCCAUAGAAAUGGCAGAAUACAAUCCUCCACACAUUAAACUCCGUGGUGCUGAGCUUUCCGAAAGGAUUAUGAAUGGUCCAGCUCCAGCUCUAAAAGAGGAUAUAUGGAGUAAUAAAUUCCACAGAUUUAUUAAUAAAUGCCUUCAGAAGGAUCCAGCCAAAAGACCAUUCGCAAAGGAACUCCUACUAAACCGAUUCAUCACAUAUAAUCGAGAUGAAGACGAGGUGCAAUAUAGCAUAGCAGAGCAUAUACAGAAAGGAGCAAAGAAAUAAGACAUUCAAGUUAAAGAUUCUCUUGCAACACCUCAUUAAGAAGACUUUGUCAAGACUUAGGAAGGAAAUGGAAGAACAAUAUAUAAAUCCCAAAAUGGAUUCUACCCUUGCAAGAUCUGAAAUGUGGCUCCUUCAUUAUGUUCCCAAAAGGGAAAGGAGGGAAAGGGUUGGGAACACAAUGUAGGAGCCACAGUCCAUCUACUUUGGAUACUUUACCAAAUGUUUAUUUUUAUAUAAUCUAUUUAAAUGUAUAUUUAUUUUUAUAUAUUAAU